UUAUAUUCUACUUAGGGUUUCUUCCAAGUGUGCUAUUGGCGGUGCUUCCGUUGAUAUUAACAUUUUAACAUAUAUGGCUAGAUGGGAUCAAAUUCUUUCCCUUCCUGUUCAGAGCCCCCCGACUUUGGAGUUUUCUUCUGCUGAACUUGUGUGGUCUAAGGUUGAAGGCUGGCGCGAUAACAUAGACAGAGUUGCUCUCAUUCCAUUCGCUAGAGUAGAUGACUUUGUUAGGGGUGAAUCUGCUAAUAAAGAAUGUCCAACAAGAUUUCAUGUCGAAGCGCGGAGACGUCGACCUGCAGAGACGACUUACAAGCCUAAAGUUGAUGGCAUCCUUGAAUAUAUUCUGUACUGGUGCUCGUUUGGUCCUGAUGACCAUAGAAAAGGUGGAAUCGUUCGACCGAGUAGAACCACGUACGUUCCUAAGAAAAAACCUUCUGGUCGACCUAAUACAAAGAGGGGGUGCACCUGCCACUUUAUUGUCAAACGCUUAAUUGCUGAACCAUCUGUAGCACUAAUCAUCUAUAACCAAGAUAAGCACGUGGAUAAGAAAGGAUUACCGUGCCAUGGCCCCCAGGACAAAAAGUCUGCUGGAACACGUGCCAUGUAUGCUCCUUACAUCUCAGAGGAUCUUCGUCUCCGUGUUUUGUCCCUGCUCUAUGUUGGGGUGUCUGUGGAAACAAUCAUGCAGAGACACAAUGAAUCAGUGGAGAGACAAGGAGGUCCGUGCAAUCGAGAUGACCUUUUAACUCACAGGUACGUUCGGAGACAAGAGAGGAGCAUACGGCGCUCUACUUAUGAACUUGACACAGAUGAUGCAGUCAGCAUUAGUAUGUGGGUUGAAAGUCACCAGAAUCAAGUGUUCUUUUAUGAGAACUUCUCUGAUUCCGACCCUUUUGUUUUGGGCAUUCAAACAGAAUGGCAGUUGCAACAACUGAUUCGGUUUGGAAACAACGGCCUUCUGGCCUCUGAUUCGAAGUUUGGAACUAAUAAAUUACAGUAUCCUAUUCACAGUCUUGUUGUGUUCAACUCAGACAACAAGGCUAUACCGGUGGCAUGGAUAAUAACACCUAGAUUUGCAAGUGGGGAUACACUUAGAUGGAUGAGGGCCCUAUAUAACAGAGUUCAUAUGAAAGAUCCAAAGUGGAAGUUGUCUGGAUUCAUUGUGGAUGAUCCUUCAGCCGACGUCCUUGCAAUCAGGGAAGUGUUCCUGUGCUCUGUAUUGAUAUGCUUUUGGCGAUUUCGUCAUGCAUGGCAUAAGAACUUGAUUAAGAAAUGCUCAGAAUUGGAGACCCGUGCUGUAAUUGCAAAGAGGCUAGGCCAGGCAGUGCAGCGCAUCUGCAAAGGGGAUGGAACUGCUGAUUUGUUUGAAGAAUUUAUGGAAGAUUCUGUGGGUGCUGCAGAUUUUUUGGACUAUUUCAAGGCCAUAUGGUACCCGAGACUAGGGCUCUGGACUAAUGCACUGAGAACUCUUCCUCUUGCAAGCCAGGAGAUGUGCUCGUCAAUGGAGUACUAUCACAGCCAAUUAAAGCUUAGGUUAUUGAAUGAGAACGAAAAAAGUGUAUAUCAACGUGCUGAUUGGCUUGCAGAUAAGCUAGGCACUACAGUGCAUUCUUACUUCUGGCUUGAUGAGUACUCGGGGAAGGAUGAUUUUGCACGAUACUGGAAGGAUGAAUGGAUGAGUGGCUUAACAGCUUGGCAGAAAUCUUUGCAGAUUCCGGAUUCGGAUGUGUUAGUUGAGGGUGAUUAUUCAAAAGUUGUUGAUCAGGAAGAUCGACAUCAAGUGCAUGUUGUUCGGAAUCCAGCUUCCGAGUAUGCACUUUGUGACUGUAAUUGGGCGGAAAUGGGAAACUUAUGCGAGCAUAUUCUCAAAAGCAUUAAAUAUCUACGUGACAAAGGGUCUAUUACUCCAUCCAUCAGUAUGUUCCAAUAUAUGCAGGCUCUGGUCGAUAUGUUACACUGCCCGCCUCAUGAUUCUUUGAUUCGUGAUCAUGCACUUUCUCUAGCUGUCUGGGUGCAGACGCAGUUGAAUGCUCAACUUGGUCCUGGAAGUGGCCAGUCGAAGCGACAAGCUCUUCAGCUCACUACUGCCACACCUGGUGUGGUGAAAGCAAGCAAUAGAACACACACAUUAGUCAAUGUAGUAGAUGAUCUGGCUGAGCUCCAGCAUACGAGUUCUACCACAGGUAAUUUGAGUGGUGGCCAGAUUGAUCGGGUAGCCACUGAAAAUGGCACUAGCACAGAUAUAGGUUGUGCUGUGGAACAUCCUUCUGUUGAGAUGCAAACCAGUCCAUUAUCCGUCUCUGCUUGUGCGACUCAAUUGUUUUCUCUUGAUGGGAUCACAUCAGCCAAUAUGUUUGCUGAGAACGGAGAUGUCAUGAUUGGUGAGGAAUUGGAUACGGCGAAGAAUAUUCCUUCUACAGACGCAUCAUUGCAAAUUUAGACGGUUUUCAAGAUGAAAGUCUUACACAAAGCUAAGUGUGCAACAAUGGUGGACGAGCAGCCACAGCUUCUGUGUAGCUCCAGCUGAGUCUUCUCUAGAUCAAUGCUUGAAUAACCAGCAGAAUGAUGUAUGUCGGAACUCCAUGGAGCCAGACAUUAUCCUGGAUUACUGAAUGUUGAUAACAGAAUAGACAAUGCAUUUUCAUCCAUAACCAAGGCAGUAUAAUCGUGUAUGGUAAAUAGGCUGAAGCCUCUGAAGUCAAAAAGCUUGUGAGAUGAGGCGCUGUUGAUGAAAAUGUUGGCAUCACUAGUGGCCUAAUGGCUUAAAGAUAAGAUAUCAAAUGUUCGUCCUGGGAUCUUUAGGCUCCCCGAUUCACAUCAAAGUCGGUUGAUCCAGAGCUGGUGGAAGAACUGAAGCCUCUGAAUGAAUUGAAGACAAUGGGAAAAACGAGUUUUGACGAAAGAAGACUUGAGCAAGAACAAUGACCAGAAUUCUGCCAGGAGAGUCCUGUUAGAAGAAGGUAUAACUACUGUGUGGCUUAUCUUCUCAAGAACAGUAGAGCAGCUGACCAUGUGACAGAUUUGUGUCCACAUUUUACCUGGGAAGACUCCACCCAAUAACAACCUUUUGUGGAGCUUGGGACUAAUUGAGCAUCUUAUGAUUAAGAGAUUUGCUUUCUUAGAUCAUAAUAGCUUAAUUUUGCAAAAAGUGAUUUAACCAGUAAAGUGACUGUUUGAGGCUGCUGCUCGUGAUCUAUUGCUUGUAGGGUUGGUUGUUACAAAGUUUGUUUGAGGCUGCUACUUGUGAUCUAUUGCUUAUGGGAUCGGUUAUGACAUACGAAUAUAAAGUGCUUGUGCUGUUCAUGGUGCCUACUCGCCUAGCUGUGCCAUUAUUAUCGCACAUGCUCUCUUCACCACCCUGGAUAUCCAGAUGAAAGCAACAAAAUGUGAGAAUUAUUUUCAUUCUUCGAUUAUGUAUGUAUAUUUGCAUGGAAUAUAUCUUAGAAGUUGCUCGUAAGCCUCAAUACACAUUCAUGUAUAUCGUAGUUUCGUUCUGAUACAUAAAGCUUAUAGACUAGCCUCUGCUUGUCAUCUAGACGAGCUCAUGGUAGCGACCAUGUAUAGAAGUUGUCUGUGUGAUGAUUUAUCUGUUUCUUCCCUUCUACUGA
Messenger RNA from Solanum dulcamara, 3608 nucleotides. RefSeq lists its product as uncharacterized. The coding region runs from base 74 to 2440 and encodes 788 amino acids. Lineage: Eukaryota; Viridiplantae; Streptophyta; Magnoliopsida; Solanales; Solanaceae. The transcript is spliced from 6 exons. Gene Ontology annotation, molecular function: zinc ion binding. The record is from RefSeq and is a predicted model, not a curated record.